Macroventuria anomochaeta is the source of this 863-nucleotide messenger RNA. RefSeq names its product 60S ribosomal protein L17. The record is from RefSeq and is a predicted model, not a curated record. The transcript has 5 exons. Gene Ontology annotation, molecular function: structural constituent of ribosome. Lineage: Eukaryota; Fungi; Ascomycota; Dothideomycetes; Pleosporales; Didymellaceae. Bases 1 to 579 code for a protein of 192 amino acids. Gene Ontology annotation, biological process: cytoplasmic translation. Gene Ontology annotation, cellular component: ribosome; cytosolic large ribosomal subunit.
AUGUCGUCCUCAUCGCCCGCCAAAAUGGUUCGUUACGGAGCAUCCACCCUCGACAACGCAAAGAGCGCCCGCGCUCGCGGUUCCUACCUCCGUGUCUCCUUCAAGAACACCCGCGAGACCGCCCAGGCCAUCAACGGAUGGAAGCUCGAGCGCGCCCUCACCUACCUCGGUAACGUCCUGGAGCACAAGGAGGCCGUUCCCAUGAGGCGCUACGCCGGCAGCACUGGACGCACCGCCCAGGGCAAGGCUUUCGGUGUCUCCAAGGCCCGCUGGCCCGUCAAGUCCGCCGAGAUCCUUCUCGGUCUCCUCAAGAACGCUGAGGCCAACGCCGACACCAAAGGUCUCGACACCGCCAACUUGAUUGUCAAGCACAUCCAGGUCAACCAGGCCCCCAAGCAGCGAAGGCGCACUUACCGUGCUCACGGUCGUAUCAACCCCUACAUGUCCAACCCCUCCCACAUCGAGCUCAUCCUCACCGAGGGUGCCGAGGUUGUCCAGAAGUCCGCCCAGACCGUCGAGCGCCGAUUGAACUCCAGGCAGCGUGGCCGUGAGGUCCGCAAGGCCAUCACCGCUGCGUAAGCAGCUCCAGGAGAGGUGUUGAAGUUUAAGCGAAGACAAAAGGACAAGGCAUGGGCAGGGUCUGGGAGUCAAUGAGCGAUGAAUUAUAGGGUCUUUCAUACUCACUCAUCAUGUGUGCAUGAUUGGGAAUUCGAUUUCUCCGGUGUCUGGUCGAUAAACAAACAGGGCCACGGCCUGAUUCCCAAACUCAGCGCUUUCUCUGCAUGUGUACGCAACGUUGUCGUGCACCGCCAUUGCAUGCUCACGACCUUCCUAGCGCUUAAUGCAAUGUAUUAUGAACCUUC